UUAAGUUUAGUAAUAGCACCUGAUACUUACUUACUUACAAACUUUUUAAAAGGAUUCAUCAAAAUUGACUUCUCAUUAGAUUCCGGCUUGACACACAGAAGUUAUUCUGUAAAUACCAGCUGUCUUUACCAUACAGAACACCAUCAACUAUUAAUCCAUAGAACAAGACAGUUGAGCUGGCAGAGACAACCUCAGACUGACUUUCUAAGUUUAAAAAAAAAAAGGCCUAGAAUAAGAAAGACCAAAAAGUUUUGUUUGAUUAGCUGUAACACUCCUAGUCUCAUAAUUACUUUAUUUUACCCUCCCCCCUCAACUGAAUAACACAGAAAUACACCAAAAAAAAGCAGGAAAAAGUGCCCAUAGUCCUGUCACUCAGAAAACAGCUUAAAAUGUGCCAUAAAGGUAGUACUAAAAUGACAUUUUGAUUACAUUUUUAUUUUAAAAAUUUUAGCACAAGCAUUUUCUUAUAGUAUUAAAAUAUCAUUUUUAAUGAUUGCAUUGUUUUCUCAAUAUCCUCUUAUAUGAAUAUACCAUAAUUUACUUACCCUGUCACAGAGCUUUGGGCUGCAUUGGGUCUCUAUGUCAUUACUAGUGCUGCAGCACCACCUUUGUACAUGACUCUAUCUAUCCCGUGUGAUUUUCAAGGAAAUUGAUAAAUACAUGCAUACUUUUUGGAGGAGGAACAGAAAUGGCACAAAGUAGUAUAUAGAUGUUGCCUUGAAAUCCUGGAUAUUUUAGACCCCAACGUCACUGUUUGAUAAGCACACUGGAGGAGAGAGGAGGAAUACGUAAAGAAGAUCAUUGUUUGAGUUGCUGAACACUGUGCUAACAGGAGGGAAAAUAUUUUAGCAUGUUGACAACGGUGGAGGAUAGGAGCUGCCUUCCUCCUCUGUGUUGAAACAGGCAGGAAUAAGUACUGGAUUAGUGCAUUGGCCCUCUGGGAAGGGAAGAUCUGACUUCUCAGGUCAUUCAGAUAGAACACUAGCAAAAAAUAGGUGAGAGUUCAUUAUGCACAUAACACACUCAAGGGUGCAAACAGAAUUAACCCAAAUCCGUCACCAGUUUUAGCGAGCCACCAAUGUGUAGGUACCAAGGCUUCAGUUUUCUAAAUCUAGGGAUAUUUAGCUUUGGCACUUGGGUUUUCUACCUCUGAAGCCUUCAGAGUACCUCUGAAUCAGGCUAAUUAGAAAAAACAAAAUACAUAGGUAGCAUUUUUUGGUUGAAUCUGCACUGAGUGUGGAUACAUGUGCAUUUUUAAAAAUAUAUAUAAUCAGCACUUCUAGAUGGAUGAGAAGCAUUGCAAGUUUAAGAACAAAAGACCAAAAUGGAAAGGAAGAGCACACUCAGAGUCAAAGUGGUUAAGCCAGGUAUCAGGAUCUGGUAGACACAUGAACACCGCUUUUCCUCAAAAGAUCAGUAAGUGGAUUUCAACAUUAAUAUAAAGCAUAUUUUGUUUGGCAUAGUAACCAAAGAAGGAAAGAGUGCUGUUAAUUUUUAACAUGUGGGACAUUAAACCAGCCAAUAAAGCAAAAUCCAUCGUGAGUUUGAAGACAGAAUUAGUAGGGAAACACAAGAAUAUUGGUUUUAAUUGAAAGGUUUUUGCGGGGGCGGUGUGUGUGUGAGAGAGAGAUAGUGUACCUUUUAACUGUGUGUGUGUAUUUUAAUACCAGCCAAUUAACAUGAAAAUAAAAAUAAAUCAAGGUUUGACUUUUGUUGUAUUUGAUUACAUGUGCUUUAGCUUUAAUAUGUAAGUCAGUAUUCACAUUGGGAUGACAAUAUUCGGAAUCAGGUAUCAAAACUGUUCAAUGUACUCAACAUGGUACACAGAAUUUCUAAGUAGACUCUUUCUCUAUAUAGUGCAGGUGUCGAGCUUGGUAUCUCAUUACUGACAAUUUAUGACAUUUUUUAGAUGCUUAGGGUUGGCUAAUUGUGUGUGUUUAUGUGUGCAUUUCUCCUUGGAAAUACAUUUGAAAGAAGCAGAUGGUUCAGAGUUGAGGGAACAUUAGUUUUAAAGGCAGUUACAAAAUGAUUGGACUUCUACAGAUUUAUUUAUUUGUAUUAAUUUAUUUAUUUUUAUACAAUUAUAAAAAUAUGCUAUUACAGUUGUUCCCACUUUUUCUCCCUUUACCCACCUCCACCCAGCCACCCUCCACCCUCCCUAAGUCAGUCACCACAUUGUUGUCCCUGUCUAUGGGUUUUACAUAAAUGUUCUUUGAUAAAUCUUUACCAUGUUUCCUCCCAUCUGCCCCCUUCCUUUCUGGCAGCUGUCAGUCUGUUUCAUGUAUCUAAUCUUCUGUUACUAUUCUGUUGGUUUAUUGUGUUCAUUAGAUUCCACAUGUAAGUGCUGUUUGUCUUUCACUGACUGGCUUAAUUCACUUAGCAUAAUAUUCUCCACGUCCAUCCAUGCUGUUACAAAAUCAUUUCCGUGGUUUGGCAUGGAUAUCGGUGGAACACUGGUUAAGUUGGUCUACUUUGAACCAAAGGAUAUUACAGCUGAAGAGGAACAAGAGGAAGUGGAAAACCUGAAGAGCAUCAGAAAGUAUUUGACUUCCAACACCGCUUAUGGGAAAACUGGGAUCCGAGAUGUCCACCUGGAACUGAAAAACUUGACCAUGUGUGGGCGCAAAGGAAACCUGCACUUCAUCCGCUUCCCCAGCUGUGCUAUGCACCUGUUUAUUCAGAUGGGCAGCGAAAAGAACUUCUCCAGCCUUCACACCACUCUCUGUGCCACAGGAGGCGGGGCUUUCAAGUUCGAAGAGGACUUCAGAAUGAUCGCGGACCUGCAGCUCCAUAAACUGGACGAACUGGAUUGUCUGAUUCGGGGCCUGCUCUACGUUGAUUCUGUUGGCUUCAACGGCAAGCCGGAAUGUUACUAUUUUGAAAAUCCCACAAAUCCUGAAUUGUGUCAAAAAAAGCCGUACUGCCUUGAUAACCCAUACCCUAUGCUGCUGGUGAACAUGGGCUCGGGGGUCAGCAUCCUAGCAGUGUACUCCAAGGACAACUAUAAAAGAGUUACAGGGACCAGUCUUGGAGGUGGAACAUUCCUAGGCCUAUGUUGCUUGCUGACUGGUUGUGAGACCUUUGAAGAAGCUCUGGAAAUGGCAGCUAAAGGCGACAGCACCAAUGUUGAUAAGCUGGUGAAGGACAUUUACGGAGGAGACUAUGAACGAUUUGGCCUUCAAGGAUCUGCUGUAGCAUCAAGCUUUGGCAACAUGAUGAGUAAGGAAAAGCGAGAGUCCAUCAGCAAGGAAGACCUCGCCCGAGCCACACUGGUCACCAUCACCAACAACAUUGGUUCCAUUGCUCGGAUGUGUGCGUUGAAUGAGAAUAUUGACAGAGUUGUGUUUGUUGGGAAUUUUCUCAGAAUCAAUAUGGUCUCCAUGAAGCUACUAGCAUAUGCCAUGGAUUUUUGGUCCAAAGGACAGCUAAAAGCUCUGUUUUUGGAACAUGAGGGAUACUUUGGAGCUGUCGGGGCACUGUUGGAACUGUUCAAAAUGACUGAUGACCAGUAGAGAUGAGCCAUAGAUGGGACAGAGACCUGGAACCACUGCUGGAGAAGGUGGAAGCCGCUGUGGGAUGGAAGCCAAGCCAUUCAUGGCAGAUGUACCUGCUAGAUUUGUAAAUAACUUAAAAUCCUUCUAGCUGAUCUUUUACUCUUGAGUUUUGAGCUUAUGAUUCAAAAUGGGGAAUACAAGAGUUUUUUCUGUAUACUGUAUUUUUAAGGAAAAAAAACACAACAUUUUGUGCAGCGUGGCCAAACCUACCAAUUUUAUGCAUUAACUUUGAAAAGUUGUAUGAUGUUUAAGAAGGACCUGAAAUUUAAGUGCUGUUUAUACUUCUUCUGGGGUUUACUGAUCAGUGUGGUAAUUUUAAAUUCGUUUAGUAAUUACUCUAGGAGAUUUUACCUUUACUUAUAUUUUUCAUGACGUUUCAUGAUUUGCUGUUGGUUUCAAAUGAAACUACAAAUCUAGCAUGUUUUACUGUGAACACUAUUUUGUUUGUUUGUUUAUCUUUUAUCGUCCUGUUUUUUUUUCUGUUUGAAUGUCUUAUGGAAAGAGUCUUCCCUCCUGUUUCUGUCCUCGGAUGACUCCCCUUCGCCACCACACCUUCCUUUACUGUAAUUGUUUAUAUUAAUCAAGGUGCUGUCCAACUCAAUACAAAGUUAACCAUGAGACCCAAAGCUCUCAAUAGUGCCCUCGAAGGGGAAACACUGAAAGUGUUCAUGAAUUUAAGGAGUCUGGCGAAAGUUGAAAAUUAUAUGCAGUUUUUGUCAUAGCCCUCAUGAACAUGUUCUAUGAUGAAAUGUCCUCAUCCACGCACAACAUAUCAUGGCAGCAAAUCCUUGUGCGAGACAUUGGCAUUUACAGGACAAAGUCUCCCAGAAGAUUAACAGCUCACGUUGGGAGAUUUAGAAGACGUGGAUUGAGGUGUAGGUAGUUCAUAUCUUUUUGUUUUGUACAUGUAUAUACCUAGGAGCUUUGUAACAAGUCAUCUUAAAUAAUAAUAAAGUUUUUUCAUUUGAAAUAUUUUAAACUAAAAACUGUGUUUCAAUCCUAGUUUCUACAAUGAAAAAAAAAUUAUGAUACAGAUAUGUAUUUUUUCUUUUUAAAAGACAUCAUUGGGACUGAUGGGUAACUUUCAAAUGUGAAUCUUAGAGGAACAUUGAAACACAUGUGACCUAACAAUUAAGAACUAAAUAAUAUUUUGAAUUGAGCAUAUUGUUGAAAGGGAUUUUGCAAGAGCAUUGCUCCACGAUGAAGCUUUCCUUCUCUGCCUUCUGAGCACCACCUUUAAUUUCCAUAUCAUCAAGUCUUGAAGUGGAUGUUAAUUGAAGUAUUCACUUGUCUAGUUGAAAUAAAGCCUGUUUCUGUUGUGAUUUUUUUAGUGUAUAUGUUAUUUUCAUUUCCUAAUCUUCAUGUUCAUAUUAUCUGCUUUUGUACCAUAAAAUGAAUGUGUGUUGUAUUUUUGCUACUCUGCAUUUCAUAACUUGAAGCCAUUACAUAAGUAUGGUAAAGUCCGAAACACUGUGUCUUUAACUGAAGCUAUAGCUCUAUGCAGGAAUUUUUUAAAAAUAGUUUUCUUAUUCUUAUAUAAUUAACUCCUUAUUCCCAAAAUAUCAUCACUAUAUUUGGUAACUCCAAAAGAGUUUCAGAAUUUGGUCAUCACAAAUACAUUUUAUCAACCUCCAUCAGGCUUUCAAAAAUCCAAAUAACUAGGAUGUUCUGGAAAAAGGCAGAUGUAACAAUCUAUAUAUUAUCUACGACAGUGCCUUUUUUAAUUGUUCUUUUCUUCCAUUCCUACACUUAUCUGUCAGGGAAUAGCACACCUUGGAUCAUGGUUCUGCAAAAGAAAUCAGGGCAAGUUAGUGUGCCUAAAUAAUUUUGUUAACUAUUUGGAAUCACUUGAUCUGUCAUUAGCAAUGUUUAAAACAUUGGUUUAGCUGAGGAAAUAAAUUAUUCUUUUAUACAAAAAUCAGUUAAAUGUUGCCUGCCUAGAGUCAGUCUCUUUUUUACAAUGAGGGACUUGUAGCCUGAGGAUUGUUAUGUUUACUUGAAUGACAGAAACUUUCCUUUGUCUCAACAUCAUGAGGAGGCGUGGGAAGAAUGAAGAAUUUUUGUCUUGAACCAUAUGAAGUCAGGAAUGUUAGGUGGCCCAGAGCAUGGCCUCCAACCACAAGACAACCUGGGUCCAGCUCAGCCGCUGGCUCAUUGUGCAGGCGGUCGCUAGCCCUCUAGCACAAGGGCUGAUGCAUAAGAAAUGCUUCAUUAAUGUUAGCUAUACUGAAAAGAAAAUGGAUGUUUUAAACUAAUACAUUAAAUCAGUGAUUUUUAGCCUUCUGGAAUGUGGGGAACUUUUUUUUUUUAAAGGUUUUAUUUAUCUUUAGAGAGAGGGGAAGGGAGGGAGAAAGAGAGGGAGAGAAACAUCAAUGUGUGGUCGCCUCUCGUGCACUCCUUACUAGGGACCUGGCCCAAACCCCAGGCAUAUGCCCUGACUGGGAAUCGAACUAGCAACCAUUUGCUUCAUAGGCCGGCACUCAAUCCACUGAGCCACACCUGCCAGGGCUUGGAAUGUGGGAGACUUAUUUUAGCACAGAGGUACUGCACAGAUCUCCAUAUGCUAGUACAUAUCUACAGCCCUCAGCCACAAUUCCAAAUCCCAAACUCUUCAAAUUUACCUUGAUAGCUCACUUGACAGAAAAAGUUACUUGAGCAUUAUUUUUCACACUUUGUAGAACUCUUCACACAUUUUAUUGCAAAGCUAUUAAUGUAUUUGAUUACACAGUACUGCCCCAGAUACUGCUAGGGGUGUUAAGUAGUGAACAAUUCUGAAUUUUGAAGUUUUUGAAAAUCUGGUCUCAAGAUUUUCCAAUAAACAGAUUGUGGAAAUAUAGUUGUAUUCCUCAGUUUAUAUAGUAUGCAUGGAUUCAGAGUGCCUUUUUUGGGAACUGGCUACAGGUAACUUAUACUUAACAUCAUUCAGUCACACAAGGAAUAUUAGGAAGUUACUUUGUGCCAGGAAGGAGCUAAGGAGACAGCCCUUGCUGUCCAGCAAGGGGAGAGCAGAUGGCCUAAGCCAAUACAGUAAUAAAGGGUCUCAGGUGUCAUUUAUUCAGCCAUUCACUCAUUCACAAACAUUUACAGCAGUAAACAAAACAAAGACCCAUCCUCACAGAGGUUACAUUCCUAGAAGGGAAGACAGAUACAUUAAUAAUUACAUAAUAAAAUAUUAGAUUAGUACUACAAAGAGAAAGUAAGAUAAGGUAAGGGGCUAGAGGGGGGUGGGUAAUUCUGUUUAGAAAAUAAGAAAGGGAGAAUCUUUGGUUAGAGUGAUCAGAGACAUCUCCUAGAGGUGACAUUUAAGUAGAUUUGAGUGAAGUAGGAAAUGCACCAUGUAAACACCUGGUAGAAAAUACUUUACUCCUGGCAAACGAGAGUGCAGGUUUGGAGGAACUGCAAAGAGGCCAGUGUGUCUGGACAAAACAUUGGCAAUAGCGGUGGGAAGUGCAGUUUUAGGCAUAGCCAUGGAAGAGGUCCUAUACAAAGUCCGUAAGU
Messenger RNA from Pteronotus mesoamericanus, 7052 nucleotides. RefSeq names its product pantothenate kinase 1 (gene PANK1). NCBI's taxonomy places the organism in Eukaryota, Metazoa, Chordata, Mammalia, Chiroptera, Mormoopidae. Gene Ontology annotation, cellular component: cytosol; nucleus. Gene Ontology annotation, biological process: coenzyme A biosynthetic process. The coding region runs from base 2229 to 3512 and encodes 427 amino acids. Gene Ontology annotation, molecular function: ATP binding; pantothenate kinase activity. The transcript has 7 exons. The record is from RefSeq and is a predicted model, not a curated record.